AUGUUAGAAUUAAGGCUUGUUACACAUGACCAACGUUAUUAUGUUAGAAUUGAAGCUUGCUAUGCAAGACUGAUAGUUGUUGACAACGUUUUUUCAACUUUUCAAAUUGUUGAUUUGAAGUUGAAACGUUGUUGCAACCAUGACGAAUCUUUGAUUCACAUACAACACUCAGCGAUCGCGUAUAAUAUCUGCUGUGCUGUAGCAAAGACAUAA
Dentiscutata heterogama is the source of this 213-nucleotide messenger RNA. Lineage: Eukaryota; Fungi; Glomeromycota; Glomeromycetes; Diversisporales; Gigasporaceae. The record is from the annotation of a GenBank genome assembly.